GUUCGGCGCCGCGUUCACGGCUCCACUCCUCGCUUUCGCGUGGCAGUCGCGCGUGCUUUGUUUUGCCUCGUGCGGCGCAUGGUGGCCGCCCUGUGAUCGGGGCCGCCUGGAGGAACUACAAUUUGCACGCUGUUCCGCGCGCUCUGCCGGACUGCACCUGUCUCGGGAGAGCAGCGGUCGUGCCGAAGCUCGGCUGCCGAGGUUGUACGGCAUGGCCUUAGAGAACGCGACGCGUCGCGCGUCGCCAACGCGGACCACGGCCCAGCCUUCCUCAAGCCAGGGUUCGGCAGCUGACAGCGAAACGUGCCUGACGGGUGAUGGGGCGGUUGGCGUUGCCGCUGGCGGUCGCAGUCCGUCGAGCCAGCAGCAGCGCAGCCCCAGCCACAGCGUCCGCAGAAAGCCACGUGCCUCCCCGCGCCGAUACCACGGAAGCCACAGUAACGGCUGUGCCUCGGCCACGGCAUCCCCUCUGCGGGAUGCCAGUGUCAGCAGGUCCCAGUCCAUGCGAACCACACGCAGGCCCCACUCGCUACAACGCCACUUUCGCGAUCGCAUCGCCAGUAUUCCGGGCGACCUGCUCAUGGUGAACGGCGCCAACGACUCGCGUGGCUCGUCCAGCAGCUCGCUGCCCUGCGAGGAGCCGGCGGCCGACCUUCAACGCCUAAGAAACUUUGCCGUCACCUCCAAGGGAGUCGUGAAUCGCGGUGACUCUUUCCGUUCCAAGUCACGCAGUACGCACAGUGUCGCCUCAACAGGCAGUGGUCACAAGCUGGUGGUCCCUGGCUCUUCAGAAGUCGGCGGCGAAGCGACCAGCGACGCGUACUGCGUGUGCGCAUCGCUGGAUAGAGACAGACGCGUUGUCAGCUCCCUGCAGCCACUCAAUCCCGAGCCAGUGGUGCGCACGGACCGGGCCACGUUCGCGCUCGCCUGCCUUGAGCCCGCUGGCCCGAGCCUGUCUGGUCUGCCACCCGAGGUCGUGGUCACAAGAAGCACCGAGCCGGCUGACCUGGCCCGCUACCGAAUCCUUGUCCUUGGUGCUCGAGAGGUGGGAAAGACGUCGCUCAUCAACCAGUUCAUGACAUCCGAGUACAUCUACGCGUACGACAGCUCUGUCGAUGAAGAGAAUGAGAAAUCCGUCAUGGUGGUCCUCAACGGAGAAGAGUCUGAGCUCAUCUUCAUCGAACAUGUACAUCAAGACGAACUGUUGCAGCAUACCAGGAACCCGUGCCAGGCGUUGAGAUCUCCACCGACGCUGUUCAACCCUGCGGCCAUGUAUCGUCCAGAUGCGUACCUUGUCGUCUACAACGUUUGCAGUCGAAGCAGUUUGAAGGUCGCGAAGGAGUAUCUGUCUCUGAUACACCGCUGGGACAACGUGGAUCACAAAGCCGUCAUUAUGGUGGGCAACAAGACGGAUCUCGUUCGUCACCGCACUGUCACCACAGAUGACGGGCGCUGCUUGGCCACCAACGAGCGGGUCAAGUUUAUCGAGACGUCAGCGUGCAUCAACCACCACGUGGACGAGCUCCUGGCCGGCCUCCUGCACCAGAUUCGUCUGAAGAAUCAGAUCAGCUACAAGGAGAGCUGUAAGCGCGAGUCAGUCCGAAUGCGGGGUCGAAACUCCAGCUGCACGUCAUCCUUCUCUGGGUGCAAGGCCAAGGUCUUCCUUAAGCGGUUCCUGCGAAAGGCCUGUUCGCGAUCGCGGUCCUGCGACGAUCUCCACGUCCUCUGAGCGGGACGCUACACCUUCCGGUACCCUCGGCUCUGGUUCUGUUCUCUUUCGUACAUAGUUCAGUGGGCCGUCGCUUUCUCGCCAUGGCGCCUGUCGGAACGCGUGCUUGCACUGCAACGCAGACACGGAGGCCAUGUGUCGUAGACGCGAUCGGUGCCCUCGGCACGGAACUGGUGGGGGAGUUUCAUUUCUUUCGUCGCGGCUAUUUACAUUGCCGGGGACAACAGCAAGCUUGAACGCGAUUCAAUCCGCGGGAAAAAACAAAGCUCGGACGUCCCUGUCUUGUAAGAGCCAGUCGACGUGUUUGAUGGGCCGAGGUGUAAGAGUAAGCAAUCCGCUCUCCUGAAACAGCAGGGGCUGGUCACUAAGUUCCCAGUAAAACCGAGUGAACACUUCAAUGUUCACGCUGAUCACGCGUCAGCGCGCGUGGUGUCAUAGCAGCCGCGUUUCCUUCUAACGCAACUGUUACUGUGGUAUCGAUGACGUAUCGAUGGCGCCGUGGUCUAGCAGCACUGCGUGAGGAGUGUUUCUAUUUUUCUUUUUGCUUCACAAUUUUAAGAGUCUUCAGGACAUGUUAUUUCCACCUACGUGUCCUGAAGGUCACCCUCGGUGCUUUAAAGUACCACGGUAUCGAUUCGUAUAACAAAAUCCAGCCUAGAUUGAAGGCAUUCCGCCACCGUACUUUAGCUCUAGACACUAUAAUCCGCACGAACCCCGCGGACGUCACGGUGUAUUCACAAACGUGCCACUUUUAUACCGAGAAAUGCUGUGACAAGUUGAAAACACUCAGCCCAAGUGACGUGAAAAGAGCCGAACAACUUUUCUCAGGGAGCAUUUUUCUUUUCUUUCUGGAGCUACGACCUCAUGAUUCACUGGAGGUGCAAAAUUGAAGUUGUAACGACCACUGCUUUGCUGUAAACACACCGCCGUAGAAAGUCCCCCUGCGAGCUCCUUCCAUAUACGCGGGGACUGUUUAUUCCUGGGAACUUAUUGAGAGCCCUUUGCGUAACCAUUUGAUUCGAUCAUUCCUCUCAGCGGAGCCUUUCACGGGGUGGUUCUGCCUUUGACAGUGCAUUUCACCUCGUUGAUUAUACAGAGAGAGGGGAUAAACAUGCUGCCUUUUUCUUUUUGCUGUUGUACGUACAAUUGCUCUUUCUGAGUUCCUUCUUGAGGGAACAAGGUGCACCGAAUUGCAGGGCAACCGACGGAGAUAAUCAUCCUGACGCUCACUGUCUCGGCGUCGUACGGGAAGCCGUGCUUUCUUGUCUUUGAUUUUUGUUUUCUCUCAAAGGGCCACUCUUCAUUGUACAUUUCGCUUCCGUUGUUCUCGCAGUUCUAUGAUUCGCCGUGUUUCAGUGUGUGCGCACAAUGUAUUUAUACAUCGUUUCACGCGCAUCGGUUGAUGUGUCUCCAAACGCCAAUGUGAAAGCGACUGCUGGUCAGUGGUUCGUAUGCACAAGUCCAACUAUCAGUUUUGUUUUGAUGUUCUUUCUUGUUUACUUAUGUUCGUGCUCCAUACGCGUGUCAACCGUAUUCCUUCCACAUUCUCUUCGGCGUUGUGUGAGAAUGCCGUCACAAGUAGUCUGUUACAGUGCACGUGAUAUCGGACGUGCUUUUCAAUAUUGGUGGUGUUUCUUGAAGUUGAUGUCAGUGCCUCUGUUGUCCUGUUGCUCAUAAAACUCGAAUAAUGGUUGGCGUAACUUUAAACUAGCUCAAAAUGUGCAGUGAGACAAAAGAAAAAUGUAGCGCAUGAUUUCUUUUUCUUCGUGACACGUGACAUUUUGUUAGCUGUUUGGCAGUUCAUUUUGUUAAAAAAAAAGGCAUGCUGUAACUGUUUGGUUUUCUGUAUAAAAGCUACAAAGUUUUUUUGCUUUGGGCCUUUUUUGGAUUUUGUUUUUCAAUAAAAAUAUACUCAGAAA
Molecule: messenger RNA, 3648 nt
Organism: Rhipicephalus microplus (southern cattle tick)
Lineage: Eukaryota; Metazoa; Arthropoda; Arachnida; Ixodida; Ixodidae
Cellular component (GO): plasma membrane
Molecular function (GO): calcium channel regulator activity; GTP binding; GTPase activity
Source: RefSeq, a predicted model, not a curated record